ACAGUACCUUUACAAAGGUCGUUUGUUUCUUGUCGAUAUGUUGCCGCCCAAAACAUGUUUGUUGCUUGUUGGUCUCUGUCUACUUUUCCGGUAUUCGGUUUGUGAUGGACCGAAACUCCGUACAUGUACCACAGACGCUGGUUGCGCCUACCUUGGAGAUGCAUUUUGCGAUUCUACAUCUCCAAGAUACUGCAAAUGUGACUCAGGGUUUUACCCUUACAUUGGUGACACUCCUGUUCCGGAUGCAGGUUCCACAAGCUUGGACGUUAAAUGCUUAGAUAUCAGCGUAUGCCGACCUGGACUUAACCAAUGUAAUUCCCGUGGCGAGUGUUAUAGAUAUGGGGAAGUUUUCAGGUGCGUUUGCGAUUAUGGAUACAGUGGAGAUAAUUGUGAAAUUGACUCCUUCGCUACCACCACCCCGAGGAUGACCAUUACAACCAAGUCACCACGCCGAGGGAUCGGGAACUUUGUGCCCUUUCUGGCCAUUCCUGGAGUGGGAAUAAUAAUAAUUAUUAUCAUAAUUAUUAUAAUUUUCUUCCCGAUGUCAACAAUGGGACCUGUAAAGACCGGUUGAUUUCGGCGGGUUACAGAUAUUCGCACAUGAAGGAAAUAAAUAAAAACCAUUAUAGCAAUUUU
Molecule: messenger RNA, 636 nt
Organism: Magallana angulata
Lineage: Eukaryota; Metazoa; Mollusca; Bivalvia; Ostreida; Ostreidae
Product: zonadhesin-like
Exons: 3
Coding region: 38-574 (178 amino acids)
Source: RefSeq, a predicted model, not a curated record